Striga hermonthica is the source of this 1215-nucleotide messenger RNA. The record is from the annotation of a GenBank genome assembly. NCBI's taxonomy places the organism in Eukaryota, Viridiplantae, Streptophyta, Magnoliopsida, Lamiales, Orobanchaceae.
AUGGUUGGUCCGCCUCCGCGGUGCACCAAUGCUCGGCUGGUCGGCAUGGUUGUCGCGCAGCAUGGUGGCUCGCGGGCCAGCUCGGCAUGGUGGCUCGCGGGUCAGCUAGGCAUGGUGGAAGCUCGGCGUUACGCGGCAGGUCGGCAUCAUGCGGUAGGUCGGAACAGGGGGCUGCCAACGGCACGGCAAGGCGGCAGGUCGGUGUGUAGGUCAGCUCGGCGUGUAGGAUGCGAAUUUUCUCAAGGAAGUUGGAUACUCGAUGGCUCACAACCAAUGUAUAAUGUUUCGAUUUGUUCUUUUAUCGAGAAACAAUUCGACUGCAUAGGAAAUGGAAGACCCGAUAAUCUCUUCUUGAAGUAUAGAUGGAAACCAAGUGGAUGUGAGCUACCCAAAUUUGAUGGGCAAGAUUUCUUGAGGAGGUUCAAAGGGAAGAAAAUAAUGUUCGUCGGGGACUCUCUAAGCCUCAAUCAAUGGCAGUCUCUUACAUGCAUGUUACAUGCAGCUGUGCCCAAAUCAAGAUUCACUUCGAUCAAAAUUGGAAACCUCUCCACAUUUUCUAUACCGGACUAUAACAUCUCAUUGAUGCUGUCUAGAAAUGCAUUUUUGGUUGAUUUUGUGGUUGAAAAGAAUCUCAGGAUUUUGAAGUUGGAUUCAAUCCAAAAUGGGAAUUCAUGGAAAGGGUUUGAUAUGCUUAUAUUCAACACGUGGCACUGGUGGCUUCACAAAGGAAAUCAAAAACCAUGGGAUUAUAUCCAACAAGGUGGGAAGCUUGUUAAAGACAUGGAUCGGUUAACGGCGUUUAGUGAAGGGUUAAAGACAUGGUCCAAAUGGGUGGAUUCUAAUGUUAAUCCCUUACAAACUAAGGUUUUCUUUCAAGGCAUUUCCCCUACUCAUUACAAUGGUUCGGAGUGGAAUGCACCAAAGGGGACUAAUUGUAGAGGCGAGACCCAACCGAUCAAUGGGUCGGUUUAUCCUGGUGGAACCCUGUCGGCGGUGGCAGUGGUGAAAGCCGUGCUUAGCGGCAUGAAAACUCCGGUUGGGUUGUUGGACGUGACGACUCUCUCUGCUCUAAGGAAAGACGGUCAUCCGUCAAUUUACGGGCUCGAUGGGCAAAAAGGAAAUGAUUGUAGCCAUUGGUGCCUAGGUGGAGUUCCUGAUACUUGGAAUCAAUUGCUAUAUGGGAUGUUGAUCACUAAUGGGAAAUCUAAGAUGUAA